Diplodia corticola is the source of this 1860-nucleotide messenger RNA. RefSeq lists its product as uncharacterized. The transcript has a single exon. The record is from RefSeq and is a predicted model, not a curated record. The coding region runs from base 1 to 1860 and encodes 619 amino acids. NCBI's taxonomy places the organism in Eukaryota, Fungi, Ascomycota, Dothideomycetes, Botryosphaeriales, Botryosphaeriaceae.
AUGGGCUUGCUACGCAGUGCAAGCAGCUUCGGCAAUCGGAUGCUCCCGUACGUCCAGCGUCCACUUCUCGCUCGCUCAAAAACACAGCAAAAUGCCAUCCGAUCUCGCAGCUUCUCGACCACAAACCUUCGAACGGCUCUAAAACAAUGUUUCAAUCGCUAUAGAGAGCUCCGAAACGCCAAAAGACUGCCCCGUCAGCUUCUUUGGAGCUUCAUCACCGGUCGCAAUACCAAGGGCCGAUGGCAGAAGGUCCAUGCUCCACUGGAAUCGGAUCAAGGCGCAAUCCAAUACUUUACGGGCACGUGUUCUAGAAAGGAUAUCCAAGGAGUAGAGUUCAUCAGAGCGAGAGCCAUUGGGAAAGGGUUCAGCAAUAUGAAGGAAAAACUCGAGAUCGUUGAGGGACUUGUCAAAGGCAUCAAACAAGACAUUGGUGACCAUGAAAGGGAAGAGGCAACCUUUCAACACUCACUUAGCCGCGACAUUCACGACAAAGCUACGAACAAGAUUGCUGAAACCCCUUACAGGCACGCCGAGGCCCUUUCAACAGUUGACCAAGAUGCAAAGCAUAUCGAAGGCGCCAAAGAUACAUCGGCUAUGGAUUGGAUUGCAAAAUACGUUCCGGACCCCGCUGGACAUGCUAGGACAAGCGAGAGCACGAGCACGUCAGCGAAAGAAGUCGCUACAUUCCCCGUCCAGAAUUGCUUGACCGAGACCACAGAUACUACCCUUGAACGGACACCGUUGCGAGAAGAUGUCUCGAGGACUGAUAAAAGUGAAUUAUUUCUCACAGAACCAGCGACUUUCUUUAAGCCAAACGCGGAUAGAGCUAAAUCACCAGACACACUUUCUUCCUCGAGGAAGACGGCAAUUGGUACGCUAGAGUUUCUGACUGGCGUCCUCAAGCCCAGGGGCGUUAUAAUUGACUCCGACAUGCCAAACAAGGCAAACUGCGCUUUCGAGCACUUUAAAAGCGUGGUACCACCAGCCUCAUCAACUCGUUUCGAGUAUUACAGGAAGCUCAAAGGAUUGGAGGGCAACACUGUCUGGAUCAACUAUGGAAGUGAAGUUGUACGCGGUAUCCUCAAUAACUAUUCUGAGAUGCAGCAAAAGGGACUGGGCCCACUAUGUGAGCCCGAAUGGGUCGACGAUGCCAUCCAAUUCUUACUCAAGAGAGAAUCUCGGAAGAGGAUAGCGACCUUCUCCGACAACCCGUCACAGUGGCGGCCAGUGAGAAUGCGAGAAGAGAGCUUUCAGCCACAGUACGACGGCCUCUGGGAGAUGCCUCCCAUCAUUCAUGGGGACCUACCUGCAAAUCGUACGCAUCCAAUGAAUGUUGAACCGGACUGUUCAUACUGGAUUUGGGCCGGUGGAUUCCGUCCAGAAGUUCGUUGCAAAAUAUCACUCUACGCUUCGGUCCGGUUCGAUCGCGCCUUGUGCCCAUACCUCACGGUUGAAGUCAAGAAAGAUCCCACGGGCAGAAAAAAGGGCCGUCAGCAAAUUGUGACUGCCGGCUCUAUCGUUCUCUACAAUCGUUGGAGGCUUAGGCAGCGGGCCAUACGGACAAAGGACGAAUCAUUCGUUCCGGGUGCUCUUUCGGAUGUACGCCAUUAUGGGCUGCUUCUUGCCGGAGUGCAGUACGAAUUUUGGUGUCUGGAGCCAACCUUUCUUGACAAACAUGGUUGUUCUACCGGCGGCUGGAAUGGCUGUGUUAUGAAACAGGUUUAUGCGGACAGUCUUGAUACGGAGUGCGGUAUCAAGCACUAUAUCGACUGGAUCAACGAGAUCCACCGUUGGGGCAACACGGAACACAGCUCCGGCUGCUUCAGUGAUAUUGAGGCUCUGUAUCGGCACGAAAAUUAG